This is a messenger RNA of Equus quagga, 459 nucleotides long. RefSeq names its product solute carrier family 22 member 31 (gene SLC22A31). Lineage: Eukaryota; Metazoa; Chordata; Mammalia; Perissodactyla; Equidae. The record is from RefSeq and is a predicted model, not a curated record.
AUGGGAGGAGGGAAGAGAGGCGUCGCCCAGAGACACGGACUCAUCCUGGGCUUCAGUUCACGAGGAGGGGGGGACCUCAGGGCCAGCUUCCUUGGCAGUCUGUCCCUGCGUGAGCCCACCUACUACCAGCCCUAAUUCCUGGUGGCCGGCCUGGAGGCAGCGGCCACCGUCUUCCUGCUCCUGAGGUCUGAUCACUGGGGGCGCCACCCAGUUCUGCCUGGCACCUUGGUCAUGGGCCUGGUGCCCCUGCUGCUCCUCGCCAGGCCCAGCAUGAGCGUGGGCCCUGCAGACCUGGGCUGGACUGUGUUGUCCCUCUCUGUCCUGGGGUUCUGGGUCUCCCAGGCCACGUCCACCCUCAGCAGCUUCUUUGCAGCUAAGGUCUCCCCGACAAUGACCAGGGGGGCUCCAGGCUGCCCAGCCACACGGCAGGACGUGAGGUCCUGCCAGCCCAGUGCCUGA